Molecule: messenger RNA, 2630 nt
Organism: Balearica regulorum gibbericeps (East African grey crowned-crane)
Lineage: Eukaryota; Metazoa; Chordata; Aves; Gruiformes; Gruidae
Source: RefSeq, a predicted model, not a curated record
GCCAGAUACAGAAACCAGCCAAAGUUCUCAAUAUGGUUUUGAAUCGCUACCCCAGAAAAUUUGUCUUAUCUGCGGUGAUGAGGCUUCUGGUUGCCACUAUGGAGUACUUACCUGUGGAAGUUGUAAAGUCUUCUUUAAAAGGGCAAUGGAAGGGCAGCACAACUACUUGUGUGCUGGAAGAAAUGACUGCAUAGUCGAUAAAAUUCGUAGGAAGAACUGUCCAGCAUGUCGCUUGAGGAAGUGCUGUCAAGCCGGUAUGGUCCUGGGAGGUCGAAAAUUUAAGAAGUUUAACAAAAUUAAGGUUGUGAGAACAUUAGAUGUCGCACUCCAGCAGCCAACAACCCUUCAAGAUGAAAGCCAAUCUCUAACCCAAAGGCUGUCCUUUUCUCCAAAUCAAGAGAUACAGUUUGUUCCCCCAAUGAUAAGUGUUCUACGAGGCAUUGAGCCAGAAGUUGUCUAUGCUGGUUAUGACAAUACAAAACCCGAAACACCAAGUUCCUUGCUGACCAGUCUAAAUCAUCUUUGUGAGAGACAACUUCUUUGUGUAGUCAAGUGGUCUAAACUGCUACCAGGAUUUCGGAAUUUACAUAUUGAUGAUCAGAUAACCCUCAUCCAGUAUUCCUGGAUGAGUCUAAUGGUUUUUGCAAUGGGAUGGAGAUCAUACAAACAUGUCAGUGGUCAGAUGUUAUAUUUUGCCCCAGAUCUGAUUCUAAAUGAACAGAGGAUGAAAGAAUCAUCGUUCUAUUCCCUGUGUCUAUCCAUGUGGCAACUCCCACAGGAAUUUGUCAGACUUCAAGUUAGCCAAGAAGAGUUCCUGUGUAUGAAAGCACUGUUACUUCUCAACACAAUUCCUUUGGAAGGUCUAAGAAGCCAAAGCCAAUUUGAUGAGAUGAGAACGAGUUACAUUAGAGAACUGGUGAAGGCAAUUGGCUUGCGCCAGAAAGGUGUUGUGGCCAACUCACAACGUUUCUAUCAACUUACAAAACUGAUGGAUUCCAUGCACGAUCUAGUGAAACAGCUCCAUCUCUUCUGUCUGAACACAUUUCUCCAGUCCCGUGCACUGAGUGUUGAAUUCCCUGAGAUGAUGUCAGAGGUGAUUGCUGCCCAGCUACCCAAGAUUCUGGCAGGAAUGGUGAAACCUCUUCUCUUUCACAAAAAGUGAAAUGUCUUUUCUCUUAUCCUAGAGAUGAUUUCUGGGUCAUUUUCUGUUUAUUUUGGUCAAGAUUUUGCAAUGUCAGGAAGUCAGUAUAUUUGUCAUACUUACCCUGCCUACUGCUUUAUACUUGUAACAUACACAAGCCAUUUAAGCUUGAUGUACAUAUUGUGAGUUCCUGAUUCCUUUACCGCAAAAAUCACAACAGUCAUAAGAAAUGUUUUGUAAACUUGGCUAGGUUGCUUUUUAGAUAUGCUUAAGAAUGACAAUGAAUAGAGUUUUCAGAUUUCUAAAAACAGUUAUCUUAUACAUUUUUCUUACAUAUCACACGGUCUCAAAUUUCUGAUAUGACAUGGUGUAAACUUUUUACUUUAGUACUUUGUGUGCAUGGGUACACGUGGGCAUGUGCGUAAUACAAGGUCUUGAGGGAUUAAAAUACAUAUUGCCCACAUUUUCUCAUGGAUAUUUCACUUUUCAUUAACUAAUCUGCCUCACAGAAAUAUCCUUUCAAAGUCAGCUGUCCAGGAUUAAGUAGAUGUCACGGCAAUACUUUCAUGAGUAGCUAAAGUGCUAGCCACAAAAUAUACAUUCAUAUUCUUCUCUGUGCUCAUACUGCAUUGAAACUCUGAGUUCAGUGUACUGAACCGUACUGCACCAUUCGGUGCAGCUCUCCUUCAAAAAUCAGAAAGCUUAGGAACAUUUCAGUGUAUGUUGCACCAAAAGUAAUGUGUAUGCAAACCCACUCAGCUUUGGUUUGUGUUAUUUUCCUUAAAAGUUCAGCACUUACUAAAGCUAAAUCACUCAGCUAUAAUCUUAAAUUCAUCAACUUUAGAAUUCUUUAUUACACAAGCUUUAAAUAGAGAUGUUUUCACUGACUACAACCCUUAAUGUUUUGAAUUCCAAUGCUGAAUACUCGAACAACUAUUAACAUCAAAUUAUAGCACGACUAAAUGCAAAAAAGAAAUGGAAAAUAUGUCUACAAACAUUUUGAUACACUUCAGACUCAUUUCAGUACUAUUUAGUGGAGCUACAUAUUUUGUAUUUUAAAGGCAUGCCUUUAUAAUUGGGUAACUGUAAAAGAGGAAUUGGACUAAAUUAGCUUUAUACAUUCAAGAAGAAUGUCAUGUUUUACCAUGGAAAUGAAAUAUUUGACUGAAAAAUUAUAAUGUGGUGUUUGUUCCAUUGAUAUAGAUAUGAAGCAACUCAUGCAUUUAAGGCAGCAAAUUGUUGGUAUAUUCGAACAACAGAGAAAUGGAUAAAGCCCAAGAAGAAUUUAUGAGUCUAUUAAAAUAUGACAAAUUUUGCCAGUCACUUAAAAAUGAUACUCAAAUUCUCUAACAAUGUAGGAAAUGGUGAGUCUUUCUCGGGUACUUGCUGGCCAUACGCUUUGGCUCUUCCCCGUUACGUGUUGGCUGCAUCCAUCGUGCGACAGCAUACUGUUGAUGGUGUGUAACUGUAUCCUUGUCAUGUGAACAAA